CAGCGCUGGCAGGAUCGGGGCUGUGCGAGAGCCGGAGCCGGCGGCAGCAGCAGCAGCAGCAUGCGUGCGGCGUCUGAGGCUCAGGGCGCGAGAACCACGUAAGGUGCCCACCGGAGCCUCCCCCUUCACCUGCCUCUGCUUCCCUCAGCACAAACUUCACGGCUCCUGCACGCACGGUCCGGGCUUCUCCGGCGAGGCUUGGCAGCGACAGCCGCAUGCAUGACACUCCGAAAAGGAGAGAAAAUGACCAUAAGUAUCCAGGAGCACAUGGCUAUUGACGUCUGCCCCGGCCCCAUCAGACCCAUCAAGCAGAUAUCCGACUACUUCCCCCGCUUCCCACGCGGGCUCCCUGCUGGUGUUGGCCGCAGCAGCACCCUGCGCUCCGCUGUCAGCCAGCCCUCCGUCAGCCCCGCCGAGGCGCCCCGGGAAGAGGAUGAGGACGUGGACCAGCUUUUUGGGGCAUAUGGCACAACACCCACCGAGCAGCCAGCCAAGUGCCAGGCACCUGAGGAGGUGGUGGACCCCGAGGGCUACGAGUCCGACGACUGCACCACUCUGGGGACACUGGAUUUCAGCUUGCUCUAUGAUCAGGAAAACAACGCUCUCCACUGCACGAUCAAUAAAGCCAAGCUGCCAAAACUUGACUACAGAAAGGGCCUGAAGCCGAUGGACCAUAAUGGUUUGGCGGAUCCAUAUGUCAAAUUGCACUUGCUCCCCGGAGCCAGUAAGGCAAAUAAGCUGAGAACCAAAACGCUGCGGAACACUCUGAACCCCACCUGGAACGAGACGCUCACCUACUACGGCAUCACUGAUGAGGACAUGAUCCGCAAGACCCUGCGGAUCUCGGUCUGCGAUGAGGACAAGUUCCGCCACAAUGAGUUCAUAGGAGAGACAAGGAUCCCACUGAAGAAACUAAAGCCCAACCAGACCAAAAACUUCAGCAUCUGCCUGGAGAAGCAGCUGCCGAUAGAUAAAACAGAGGACAAGUCGCUGGAGGAGCGUGGACGGAUCCUCAUCUCCCUCAAGUACAGCUCACAGAAGCAGGGGCUGCUGGUGGGCAUCAUCCGCUGUGCCCACCUCGCUGCCAUGGAUGCCAAUGGCUACUCUGACCCCUACGUCAAGAUUUACUUGAAACCGGAUGAGGACAAGAAAUCAAAGCAUAAGACGGCAGUGAAGAAGAAGACGCUGAACCCCGAGUUCAAUGAGGAGUUUUGCUAUGAGAUAAAACAUGGGGACCUGGCAAAAAAGACCUUGGAAGUCACAGUGUGGGACUACGAUAUCGGGAAGUCAAAUGAUUUCAUAGGUGGAGUCGUGUUGGGCAUUAACGCCAAGGGUGAGCGGCUGAAGCACUGGUUCGACUGCCUGAAAAACAAGGACAAGAAAAUCGAGCGCUGGCACACGCUAACCAACGAGCUGCCAGGGGCUGUCCUCAGCGACUGAGCACCAGGGGGCUGCUUCCAGGGCCAGCACAGCUCUGCCGGCCACAGCCUUUGGACUUCACUCCUUUAUGGCUUUGGAUAGGGGCGAUCGUGGUACCGGGGCAGGCAGGAGAGCAGACACCCCACGCCACGGCCUGGCUGCAGGGAAUCCCUUCCCAGGGAGCAGGGCAGCUCAGCAGGUCCCGUCCCCUAAAAUGCCUCUUUGCACCCUGACACACACUCAUGAGCAUGCACACGCAUGCACACACACACACGUGCACAUGGACACCACACGCCUGCAUGCACUGCAGUUGUGACUCCUCUCCUAACUCUGCUCUACGGAAUUACCUUCUCGCUGCCUUGUCAUUCAGUGGCAGGAAUGAAUGCAUCAUUUCCAUUCAUGUAUCUAAUAUGAGCAAAAGGCGUCACUAAAACCUGGUACUGUUUUCUCAAGGCAAUUGUGCCAUAUUUCUGGUGGUUUGUCAGUCUCUGUGAUUUGGCCUAAACAGUCUUUGAUGCAUUUAAAGCUCCUCUGUUUGAAUGUCCUCUGGUAACCUAGAAGACUGUUUGCUUUCCUUCCAGGAAUGUUGUGCUCGUCCUCUCCAAUAACCCAUGUGAAGGUAGCCAGCAAGCUGGCAGUGCUGUGCAGACUAUGGCUUCCCUCUCACAGUCCCCGGAUGAGGCAGAAGAGGGGAAGCAGCCACUCUCCUAAUGAAACCAUGCCUUCCCCCUGGAGCCAGGCUCCAGCACGGCUGUUCUUCCAGCAAAGCUGCCUUUCAGGCUCAAUUUUUCUAUCACUUUUCCCUUAUUCUGCCUUUUCCAAUGCAUGCCAUUACCUGAAAUCCAACCAAGGCACUUUGCACUGUGAGUUGCUGGUGUGAGCUGAGGCACGGGGCUGAGCAGUGUUCAUGUUUGUGGAGAUGCUCAGCUCCAGCACAGCCAUUUUCUGCCUCAAACAGCUUCCAGACCAAAUUUCUGUGUACAGCACAGUAAUAGUAUAAUAAUAUUAUCAUAAUAUAUCCCAGCUCUCAUCCUCCAUGACCCACGCUGGCUGGUCCCUGCAUCCUCAUCCCAUCAGGCUCUGGCUCUUGUGCAAACACCUCUUUGUCCCAUUUGCACAAGAGCUGGUACACGGUGGGAUGAGCUAAAACUGUCUGUGAAAUGCUGCACCUUGCCAGCAAGUUACAAAGCCUUUAAACCAUGAUUUCUUUAGGAAGAGCUGCUGUUUGCCCAUCAGUCCCUGUUACCUACAGCUUCUGAGCCCUGUAGCUCUGUGUGUGUGUGUGUUUGUGUUGCCAACUUCUUUUUUUGGAGAGCAAUUGGGUCUCUGGAAACCUACGUCUACUUUCCAAAGCGACGAUUGUGUUACACCUUGUUUGAUAUGGGGGGGAACCAACAUUCAUAGGGGUUUUUUAAUACCUUAAUAUUUGUAAUGCACUCUCCAGAUAUGCAUGGAUUUUGUUUGAAUGCCGGCAGCGUGUCAAAUAGGAUGUUCCUACUAAUCCUCUCAGUCUGUCACUGGUCCAGCACCUUAAAACCUGCCUUGGGUUUGAGCUUCCAGGAGAGCCACAGGAGCACCAUGUCGGCUGUGCCUCCCUUUUCUGGCAGAGUUACUUUCAAUCCAUCAUUUGUUUCAGCACAUCUUGCUGUGAAACUGGAGUAAGGACAUGAUGUGUCUGUGGGUCCCUUCACUUUGUAUCCCAGUCUUUUCUAAGCGGACGUCCGUCCGUCCGUCCGUCCGUCCCAGCUGCAUGCAGUGGUGGUUGUCAUGCCAGGCCUUGUGAAAUGUUUGAUACCAAUGUUUUGCUACCAUGUGAAGGCUGCAGAAACUGUCCUUAACCUGCAUCCUAACAGACUUUUGUAUUUCAGUAUUAUCUAUCCGUGUACUUUUUGUCAGAUUUGUUAAUAUUUAUAAUGA
Melopsittacus undulatus (budgerigar) is the source of this 3336-nucleotide messenger RNA. RefSeq names its product double C2 domain beta (gene DOC2B). The record is from RefSeq and is a predicted model, not a curated record. The coding region runs from base 220 to 1440 and encodes 406 amino acids. Gene Ontology annotation, biological process: spontaneous neurotransmitter secretion; exocytosis; regulation of calcium ion-dependent exocytosis. Lineage: Eukaryota; Metazoa; Chordata; Aves; Psittaciformes; Psittaculidae. The transcript has 10 exons. Gene Ontology annotation, cellular component: synapse; membrane.